AUGACGGAAAACGCAAAGUUCUGGAGCGAGCUGUGGCCCGAGGACCCGGAGUAUGAGCGGCACCAGCCGCCGUGGGCCGCCCAGUGGAAGCACCUGCGUCUGAGAGGGCUCCCGGUGCCUUCAACCGACAGACUGAAGUUCCUCUUCAGGGUCUGGGACGGGGAGGUCGGAGGCAGGAACCACGCGGACGUCUUGGCGCUGGUGGAAGGCAUCAUUGCGGACUCGAAGGAGAGCGAGAGCGCGGGCUUUCGCCUUACGAUGGAGAUCUUGGCGCGACACAUUGAGCAGGACAGGUGGUCGUUGUUGCAGGUGGAGUGUGCGGUCGAGACGACGCAGGAGCACGCCAACAGAUGGGGUCGGUUGACUAAUGCAGCAAAGCAGGCGGAGGUGACCAAGAUGUGGAUACCCUUUCACUUUACAGAGUGCUUUCUAUCGGCGCAGCAUUGCCUGGGGAGGUCGGGUGUGCUGAGGGAUGCGGCGGCGGUGUUUCAGGUGCAAGGCGGCGAUGUCCCGGUGACGGAACUCAUGCUGCACUUUGGCUGGGAUUCUGCCGAGAGGAACUUGGACAAGCGGCUUCGGGAAUUUAAAGCACUCCUGUGGAAUGCUUCGAGCGCGAAUGAGCACGCGCUACGUAUGCUACAGAUCACGGGGAGAUGCCUGACGGACGCGGCGUUUUUCGGUACGCUGUGCUCAGCUUUUCCGUUUAUUGGAUCGUUGCAGGACCUUCGCGUUGUGCUACCGCCGGCUGUUCGAAGCGAUAGGAGGACUUUGCUGUGGAUAUGGCUCGCACUAUCGAUCUUCCAUCCAGAGUCGGGGUCCAAGCUGCAGCAUCUCGAUCUAUCGCAGCUUGAUGUGUCGGCUGAAGACGUCAAAUUGGUUUGUGGCAUCAAGAAGCGACGAUGGUCCUCUGUUGCGUUCGAAUUGCUGAUGGGAAGCCCCGGUUUGCAGAAUUCGUCACUACCAACACGCGGAGUGACAAUGGCUUUGGUGAAAAGUUAUACCAGAGUUGAACCAGAGCCGAUACGUCGAUUAUUCACAAAACCUCUUGUGACGCUGAAGAAGGACGAGGAAUUUGUCGUACUCUCCCUAGAAGAAGAUUGGGUUUGCGUAUGGCUACCCGGUUUCGGACGCGGAUUCGUGAAGCGCCAGUCUGUUGUAUCCAUCUCCACACGUUCGAGUGUUCUACCAUCGGGCGAGUCUGGCAUCACUUCCCUCAAGCUAAAGACAGUGGAUAUAUCGGCGACCUUAGCGCUGCUGCGAGUAAUUGGAGGCCAUCUCGAGCGAUUGACGCUGAACUGCGAGGCAUUCACCAACGCGCACUUCAACGAAUUGCUGGAGUGUUGUCCACACUUAACCCAAUUAAGUUUACGAUCGGGGAAACUCGAUGACUUUUCUACACUGAUGGAAGCCUCGGUUGCAGGAACCUGUAAGGUUUCCUCCUUACACAUCUCGUCCCGAAACGUUACGACAUCAAGCUUGGAAUGCUUGGCAAAAAUGCUUUCAAGUCCAAGUCUGGCUAGUGCAUCCCGUCUACGGGAGCUAUACUUGCAAACUGGUCGACUACAACGAACGGACUUGGAGAUUUUGCUUGGGCUGCUGAAAUCGAAUCGUACGCUGAGCUGUUUGCACAUUAAGCUUGCGUUCAACCUGUUCGAUGAGUAUAUGCCGCGCUUUUUGGCCCAUCGCGGCGAUUGGCUGCGAGGAGGCAAAGAAGCCAGGAAGAAGCUGGCAUUCAUCAGCGCCAUGGACUCUCCUGCACUCGAGGACAGUGCAAUGCAGAGGACUGAUGCUGUUAUGUUAAGCAAGAUCUUUGAGUUUGCCUGUGACGGGGAGAGGAGGAUUUUGCUGGACGAGUAUACGGACGGAAUGACUCUGCAAGAAAUCGUGGCGCGCGUGGAUGCAGCCGAACGGUGA
Messenger RNA from Phytophthora sojae, 1914 nucleotides. RefSeq lists its product as hypothetical. The coding region runs from base 1 to 1914 and encodes 637 amino acids. The transcript has a single exon. Lineage: Eukaryota; Oomycota; Peronosporomycetes; Peronosporales; Peronosporaceae. The record is from RefSeq and is a predicted model, not a curated record.